Molecule: messenger RNA, 2365 nt
Organism: Rhipicephalus microplus (southern cattle tick)
Lineage: Eukaryota; Metazoa; Arthropoda; Arachnida; Ixodida; Ixodidae
Product: E3 ubiquitin-protein ligase RNF115
Biological process (GO): ubiquitin-dependent protein catabolic process
Cellular component (GO): nucleus
Molecular function (GO): ubiquitin protein ligase activity
Source: RefSeq, a predicted model, not a curated record
GAAAACUUGCGGGAUUAAGUGUUCUGUGGGAUAUCCAUGGAUAGGAACAUGGCAGAGGCAGCAGUUGAAACGCCUGCUGUGCGGUUUUUCUGCCACAAAUGCAGCCAGGAAAUUAACCCUGUAUUACCGGACUACAUUUGCCCCCGGUGUCAGUCGGGUUUCAUUGAAGAAUUGGCGCACGGUCCCCCGGAGCACUCUAUAGAGGACUCUGAUGACGACGUAGACCAUGCUGCGCAAUUUAGAGAGCUUUGGAACAGUACCAUAGUGGAUAUUCUGCGGAGGAUUGAUCGUGGCCCUGGUGCUAUGGCGGAAGACAACGCGUCACCAGAUGCGCCGUCAUCAUCAGCUUCGGACUCAAUGAUGCGGCGAAGGUCACCGGGGCGGGCGGGCCGCAGGCCACAUCCUGACAGCCAGGGGAGGCAGCCUCUGGAAGGAAUCAUUCACCAAAUUUUUGCCAAUCUCACUGGAACUACAGGCUUUAUCUCCAAUCAAGGCCUUCCAGUCAGGCUGGUCAACUUGCAUGGAAACCCUGGAGACUAUGCCUGGGGCCGAGGGGGCCUGGAUGCGGUCAUUACACAGCUCCUGAAUCAGCUAGAUGGGACAGGGCCACCUCCUUUAGCAAAAGACAAGAUUGAACAGAUCCCCACCGUCAAGAUUGUCCAGGAGCAAGUUGACAAACUGCUUCAGUGCACAGUGUGUAUGGAGGAGUUCAAGACGGGUGAACAAGUCAAGCGGCUUCCCUGCCAGCAUCACUUUCAUCCCGACUGCAUUGUGCCCUGGCUGGAACUGCAUGGUACGUGCCCCAUCUGCCGCAAGCUACUGAGUGAAGAGGCUGGACAGGAGUCUGCUUCUGCAGCUGGAAGCAGCAGUGGCUCGGGCACAUCGCGGGCAGCAGGGCCACGUUCUCAGAGCAAUGAUGCUGCCAUGGCAGCACUUUUGCGCAUGCAUGCGGCAACACCCAGGGGUGCCCGCUCGUCCCAUCAGCCGCCACCUGCGGCAUCGUCCUCUUCGUCGUCGUCUUCCGCGUCCUCACAACCGCCAACAAGCAGAGCUCGACGGCAGUCGCCUGCAAACUCGACAUCGCGGCGAGGAAGCCACCCGGGAGGCAACCAGUACUCGGUGUACGACUUUAACGACGAGUGUGACUGAAACUUCUUGGGAUACCUACAAAAACACCCCAUGGAACUCCACAAGAAAAACACAACACUUUUCCCCCUCUCCCAUCGGUGUGUUGCAGCUGGGACUGCAGUGCCGUGGAGAGAGAAGACUAGAUUGAUUGCUAAGAGAAAAAACAAAAAGUGAAGGGAGUAGGUGGUGUCCGGAAAACAAAAAAAAAGAGAAAAGGCCAUCGAGGCACUGCCUGGUGUGCGGGCGAGUGUUCUACCCUUUCUCUUGUUGGACCUAGAAGGAUUGUUACUGUGUGUGUAUGAUGUAUUUUUUUUUCUGUCCUUGUUGCAAAAUUUAAAUGGCAGGAAUGGCAUACUGCCUGUCUCGUGACAAGUGUGCAAAAUUGCGAGAAAGCAGCACACGGAUGCUUAGAACUGGCCUUCAGUUUAGGCUCAAGCUUUUCUCGAAUGUUGCUCUGCAGGCCUGUUAAUGCGCAGUACUUUCUCGCAUUCUGUGGAGCAGGCAAGUUUCUCCCCUUGCAAAGUUAAAAGAUAAUGGUGCGGAUUGCAUGCGUAGGCUCUCUGGGGAUAGGCCACAUGUGUGCAGCCGGGCCAUAAUGAGGCACGGCAAGCAGUAAUUGGCUGUGUGGGUCAGUUUUCACAGAUAACUGCAUUCUUGGCAGCUGUUGUGACCUUCAGUGUGCCCUUGCCACAACCUCUGUCAAGCAAGCCUGACGUAAAUAAAGGAAAAAUGGGUGAGUGCCUGUGCUAUGCUGCUGUCGACUUUUGAGGCUUUCCUUCUGCUGCCAGUCGCAGGCGAAAAGCAACCUGCCUGGCACAUUGUAUUAUGUACAUGCUUAACACAGAAAAAUUUCCAGUGAUGGAAGUGCUGCUCCGAUUGUUCUAAACUGCUCCAAAAGAAAAAUGCUGCUCCGAAGUGCAAUAUUUGCUAGUAACUGCUCCAAACCUGCUCCAAAAUGGCAUUGGCAAACUAAAGAAAAAAAAAAAUGAAAUUGAACCAUGUGACCAUCCAGUAAACCUAAGCAAAACCAAAAGCAAGCUGUAAGCGCAAUCAUCCUAGCAUGCUACUCAGUGGCGUAAAUUUAGAAAAAAUCUCAAGGGGUGACUUACAGGCCAUGAGGGCUUAUUCGUAUUUUUUAAUAUGGUUUGUAUUUUUAUUUGUAUAAUAAUUAAACCAUACUUUCAAAAAGAAUCCUAAUAAAAGAGCAUGGACUACGAGCCCAAGCAAUUGCAUUGUC